This is a messenger RNA of Alnus glutinosa, 1658 nucleotides long. Its product is annotated as calcium-dependent protein kinase SK5-like. Gene Ontology annotation, molecular function: calcium ion binding; calmodulin binding; ATP binding. Gene Ontology annotation, biological process: protein autophosphorylation; peptidyl-serine phosphorylation; intracellular signal transduction. The coding region runs from base 72 to 1580 and encodes 502 amino acids. Gene Ontology annotation, cellular component: cytoplasm; nucleus. The record is from RefSeq and is a predicted model, not a curated record. NCBI's taxonomy places the organism in Eukaryota, Viridiplantae, Streptophyta, Magnoliopsida, Fagales, Betulaceae. The transcript is spliced from 7 exons.
GUCUGGUUGGCCUCUUAAAAGUUGAAGCUUUCUCUUCAGUCUUCUCUGAUACCUGACAUUGGCUCUCGAUCAUGAAGAACAAAUCAAGCUCAGCUGCGCCACCAAGAGAUUCAAAACCCACAUGGGUUCUUCCAUACCAGACUCAAAACCUCGCAGACCUCUACAGAAUCGGUCACAAGCUCGGGCAGGGACAGUUCGGCACGACAUACCUCUGCACAGACAACUCCACAGCCGAAAACUACGCGUGCAAGUCAAUCCCGAAGCGCAAGCUCUUGUACACAGAGGACUACGACGACGUUCUGAGGGAGAUUCAGAUAAUGCGGCGCUUGUCCGAGCAGCCGCACGUGGUGAAGAUCCGAGGCGCGUACGAGGACGCGGCGGCUGUGCACUUGGUGAUGGAGCUGUGUGAAGGCGGGGAGCUGUUGCGUAGGAUAGUAAGGAAGGGGAAUUACAGUGAGAGAGAGGCUGCCAAGUUGAUGAAGACGGUUGUUGAGGUUGUGGACGCCUGUCAUUCGCAUGGAGUCAUGCAUAGAGAUCUCAAGCCUGAGAACUUCUUGUUUGAUCGUGACGACGAAGCUGCCGCUCUCAAAGCCACUGAUUUUGGGCUCUCCGUAUUCUAUAAACCAGGUCAAAUAUUCUCUGAAGUUGUUGGGAGUCCAUGCUAUGUUGCACCAGAAGUGUUGCGCAAGUGUUAUGGACCUGAAAUAGAUGUAUGGAGCGCGGGAGUUAUAUUAUACAUAUUGUUAAGUGGGACGCCACCUUUCUGGGCCGAAUCUGAAAGGGGGAUCUUUCAAGAGAUUUUACAAGGAAAACUAGACCUUCAAUCUGAACCAUGGCCCAGCAUUUCAGACAGUGCCAAGAAUCUCAUACGGAAAAUGCUUGAUAGGGAUCCAAAGACAAGGCUAACAGCUCCUGAUCUCCUUUGCCACCCGUGGAUUGUAGACGACAUUGCUCCAGAUAUACCUCUUGAUUCUGCAGUGUUAACACGCCUGGAACAAUUCUCUGCAAUGAACAAGCUUAAGAAGAUGGCUUUGCGCGUUAUAGCUGAGAGGCUUUCUGCAGAAGAAAUAGGUGAUUUGAAAGAUUGGUUCAAAAGGAUGGACACAGACAACAGUGGAACAAUAACAUUGGAUGAACUUAAAGGCGGCUUACAGCAAGUUAGCUCUGAACUUAUGGAAUCUGAGAUCAAGGAUCUUAUGGCUGCAGCAGAUUUUGAUAACAGUGGAACCAUAGACUAUGGUGAAUUCGUUGCUGCUACUCUACACUUGAAUAAGUUGGAGAGAGAGAACUUAUUGUCAGCUUUCUAUUUUUUUGACAAGGACAGUAGUGGUUACAUAACCAUUGAUGAGCUUCAACAAGCCUGCAAAGAGUUUGGUUUAAGUGAAGGCCAUCUUGAUGAAAUGAUCAAAGAAAUUGAUCAAGAUAAUGAUGGACGAAUUGAUUACGAGGAAUUUGCUGCAAUGAUGAGGAAGGGCAAUGGAGGAAUGGGGAGGAGAACCAUGAGAAGCAAGAUAAACUUGGAAGAUGCUCUGAAACUGGAGAACAAUGGGUCUCAUGAACUGAUUGAUUGUACACCGUAGGUAAUCAUUUGGUGAAUCUUUUUGGAACGUUCUUAUGGAAAGAAACCACUGUUUAAAUAUUAAUCUUCACAAGUAGUU